Drosophila ficusphila is the source of this 3864-nucleotide messenger RNA. RefSeq names its product long-chain-fatty-acid--CoA ligase 3 (gene Acsl). Lineage: Eukaryota; Metazoa; Arthropoda; Insecta; Diptera; Drosophilidae. The record is from RefSeq and is a predicted model, not a curated record. Gene Ontology annotation, molecular function: palmitoyl-CoA ligase activity. The transcript is spliced from 11 exons. Bases 516 to 2663 code for a protein of 715 amino acids. Gene Ontology annotation, biological process: long-chain fatty acid metabolic process; long-chain fatty-acyl-CoA metabolic process; neuron differentiation. Gene Ontology annotation, cellular component: plasma membrane; endoplasmic reticulum; lipid droplet.
CACACACCGAAGAAGAAGAGCGCCAUCAUCGGCAUUCGAGCGGUUGCAAGAGUGUGCGUGAGAGAAAGAGAGAGUCGUUGAGAGAGUGCGGCGAAGGAGAAUGAAUAUAAUCUCGUGGCAAAAGCGAACGGCGAAAAUUCAGAAACAAACUUAACGUGAUUUGAGAACGUUGUGCGUCUUUCUGUCAUUUAUGCGGGCGCCAAACUAACUAAAGCAAAAACAAAUUAAGACACUAAAACGCAGUUUAAAAAAUCAUUCAAGAGUGUGAAGCUGAGAAUUAAGCUCCCUAAAAUAGGUGAAAACAACAAGCGGAAAACUAUCUAAACGGAAAACUGACCUCAUCGUGUUGUUGUUGAACCCAUUGUCUGUUCGUCCUUGCCAUUAACUAGAGCAAAGCUCUUUUGGAGGAUAUCCCCAAAAAAGAGAGCGUCAUACCUCUCGCACCUUGCUUGUUCCCACAACCCAUCAAGAUACUCAAUUGAAUCCAGAGGUCGGACAAAGAAAAAAACGUCAAGAUGUUCAUCGAAGAUGAUGCGCAAAUGGACAGCUUCUGGGUGCAGAGCGCAAUUGGCGCGAUCAAGGCGAUCGCCUUCGUGUACGACAUCAUCACGCUGCCGGUCUACCUGGUUCUGCAACAGCCCUGGAAACGCCGACAGGACUCGCGCCGUGUGAAGGCAAAGAUCGUGAAGAACGAUGACAAUGAGCUGACCUACCGGACCACGGAUCCGCCACGUGAUGUCCAUGUGAAGAUGUUGCAGGAGAACAUCGACACGCUGGAGAAGGUCUUCAACUAUGUGGCCAAGACGUACACGUCUAAACGUUGCCUGGGCACCCGCCAGAUCCUCAGCGAGGAGGACGAGGUGCAGCAGAACGGACGCGUCUUCAAGAAGUACAACCUGGGCGACUACAGGUGGAAGACCUUUACCGAGGCGGAGCGCACGGCGGCCAACUUUGGACGUGGCCUGCGUGAGCUUGGUCAGAAGCCGCGCGAGAACAUUGUCAUCUUUGCCGAGACGCGAGCCGAGUGGAUGAUCGCUGCCCAUGGAUGCUUCAAGCAGGCCAUGCCCAUCGUUACCGUCUACGCCACGCUGGGCGAUGAUGGAGUGGCCCACUGCAUCACUGAAACGGAAGUCACCACGGUUAUCACCUCACACGAUCUGCUGCCGAAGUUCAAGACCCUGCUGGACAAGUGCCCGCUGGUGAAGACCAUUAUCUACAUCGAGGAUCAGCUGCAAAAGACGGAGACCACUGGCUUCAAGGAUGGCGUCAAGAUCUUGCCCUUCAACCAGGUUGUGAAGACCGGACAGGACAGCAAGUUCGAGAACGUUCCACCCAAGGGCGACGACAUUGCGAUUAUCAUGUACACCUCUGGAUCUACUGGAACACCGAAGGGAGUCCUGCUGUCCCACAAGAACUGCAUCGCCACGAUGAAGGGCUUCGUUGACAUGGUGCCCAUCUAUCCUGACGACGUGCUGAUCGGAUUCCUGCCCCUGGCCCACGUUUUCGAAUUGGUUGCGGAGAGUGUGUGCCUGAUGACCGGUGUACCCAUUGGAUAUUCGACUCCGCUGACCCUGAUCGACACGAGCAGCAAGAUCAAGCGCGGCUGCAAGGGCGAUGCCACCGUGCUGAAGCCCACCUGCAUGACUUCGGUGCCGCUGAUACUCGAUCGCAUCUCCAAGGGCAUUAACGACAAGGUCAACUCGGGCUCGGCGUUCCGGAAAUCGCUCUUCAAAUUCCUCUACCAGUACAAAGUGAAGUGGGUUCAGCGUGGUUACAAGACGCCGCUGAUUGACAAAUUGGUGUUCAAGAAGGUGGCUAAGCUGAUGGGCGGCAAGGUGCGCAUCAUCAUGUCCGGCGGAGCGCCAUUGUCAGCGGAUACCCAUGAGCAAAUCAAGACCUGCCUGUGCUUGGAGCUGAUCCAGGGCUAUGGCCUCACCGAAACCACGUCCGGAGCCACAGUAAUGGAUUAUCGCGAUAUGACCUAUGGCCGCACUGGAGGACCACUGACUGUCUGCGACAUCCGCCUGGUCAACUGGGAAGAGGGCAACUACCGCGUCACAAACAGGCCGUAUCCCCAGGGCGAGGUUCUCAUCGGCGGCGAGUGCGUUUCCCAGGGCUACUACAAGUUGCCCGGCAAGACCAACGAGGACUUCUUCGAGGAGGACGGACAAAGAUGGUUCAAAACCGGCGACAUUGGUGAAAUUCAAGCUGAUGGCGUACUUAAGAUUAUUGAUCGUAAGAAGGACUUGGUUAAGCUGCAGGCCGGCGAAUAUGUCUCUUUGGGCAAGGUUGAAUCUGAGUUGAAGACGUGCGGAAUUAUCGAGAACAUUUGCGUGUACGGAGACCCCACAAAGCAGUUCACAGUGGCGCUGGUCGUCCCCAACCAGAAGCAUUUGGAGGAGCUGGCCGAGAAGCAUGGAUUGGCAGACAAGACAUACGAAGAGCUGUGCUCAUCGCCCGUCAUUGAGAAGGCUAUUCUCAAGGAGAUUGCCGAACACGCGAGGAAAUGCAAAUUGCAAAAGUACGAGGUGCCCGCCGCCAUCACGUUGUGCAAGGAGGUCUGGUCUCCGGACAUGGGUCUGGUUACGGCCGCCUUCAAGCUGAAGCGGAAGGACAUCCAGGACAGAUAUCAGCAUGAUAUUAACCGCAUGUACGCCUCAUGAAAGUCAAUGUACUAAACUAGAGGUAGCAGAUGCAGCGACGACAACAACACGGAGACAACUACAUUAGUGGAGCAGCAGCAAUGAAGCUAGUGUGUACUAAUGGCGAUUUAGUAGCACCCCACACGGCAUAGGCAUGCAUACCAAAUCCAAAACCAAACUAGCUUAAGUCCUAAAAGAUCUGAAAGCCGAGCAAGCGUGUGAGAAAAGCAUAGUCACAGUGUGCAUGUAAAGACAAAGUUCUCAUUUACCAAUUGGUUUUGUUUCCUCUUAUUUGCUAGAAUUUUACAAAUUACUCGUUUUUCAUCCUAAUAAAUAAAGUUCGUUGAAGUUUUGUUGGUAGAUAGCUGCAGUCUGCGGAUGGGUUUGGUUUGGUGAUGCGCUGUGUAUGUGCUUAGAAUGCUGUUGAACAGAUUGACAAUGAUAAAGAUAAUUAUAAUUGAACGCCGAUGAUGAGAAUGAACAUUGUAUACUGUACAGUUUUCGGUUUUUAGUACAUUUUUGGCAAAUGAAUAUUGCAUAAACAAUACUUAUUUUUAUAGUAAGCUUAAGUGGUUGCCUAUUAAUUAUGUACAUAUGAUAUAUACACACAUCUAUAUAAAUGCAUAUAUGUGUAUAAUAAAUCUAACAUUUAGUGUACUUCUCUAUGCUAAGUUUAAUGUAUGGAUUCUUGAAGUAAUGAAUUGUAGAAACCAGAUAAGAAAGCGACUUGAUUAUGAAUUAAAAGCAACAUCUGAAAUGUGAAGUGAGAAUUUCCCUGGCAUUCACCUCUUGCUGGCGCAGGGGAAAACUAUCUGGACACAAAUGGAACCAUCCAAAAAUUAUUUUUAAUCACACAAAGGCAGAAAGGUUACAAAUGGCAAAUGUAAAAUAUAUUUUAGCUCAAUUUAGUUAAAGUAAAACCCUCACAUCAAUUAAAUUUUAUCAACUAUAUUAUGUCGAACACAUAAAGAGAAAAGUCAAAAUUAAAAUGCAACAAAUGAAAGACUUAGUACUAAAAUAUUAAAACUAUGGACAGCGCUAUAAGGCCAAACAAAAAUGCCUAAAUUAAAGAUAUAAAAAAACAUUUGUUUUAGAUGUGCAAAAACUUUUUGAAUAAAUUUUAGUCAUAUUUUUAGUUAAACUAUGUAUUUAGCAAACUUUAGCAAUUUUCUGUGGGAAACGUUGCGUUUCUCUAAAAUAAAAUUCAACUGAUAAAAACACA